Callorhinchus milii (elephant shark) is the source of this 629-nucleotide messenger RNA. RefSeq names its product electron transfer flavoprotein regulatory factor 1-like. Lineage: Eukaryota; Metazoa; Chordata; Chondrichthyes; Chimaeriformes; Callorhinchidae. The record is from RefSeq and is a predicted model, not a curated record. Gene Ontology annotation, biological process: respiratory electron transport chain. Gene Ontology annotation, cellular component: mitochondrion. Bases 240 to 497 code for a protein of 85 amino acids. The transcript is spliced from 3 exons.
CAGUGCCAGCGGGAGCCGCGGGGGGCGGUGGCGCUGGUGCUGAGGGUCGGCGGGUGACGGUUGGCGGUGGCUGCAGUCCGGCGCUGUGGUCAAUCCCCACUGUGUGGCCCUGAUGUUUCCCCUCGAAAUCCGCGCUGUGUGACAGCCACAGCCUCAACCACAACCACAACCACAACCACAACCACAACCAGGGCCCGCAGCCGUGUGGCAAAGAGGGCUGGAAGGACAGCAGCUGGAACAUGUCAAAUCCGCUACGCAGUGAAGUUGUAAAGCUUUAUAAAAAUUUGCUGCACCUUGGCAAACAAUAUCCAAAGGGAGAAGACUACUUCAGAGGUCGUCUUAAGAUUGCUUUCAUGAAAAACAAAGAUGUUAAGGACCCUAACACCAUCAAGGACCUAAUAGCGAGAGGUGAAUAUGUGAUAAAGGAAUUGGAGGCUAUGUACUAUCUUAAAAAAUACAGAGCGAUGAAACAACGUUAUUAUGACAAUAAGAAAUGAGGUAACCUAAUUUUGAUGACUAUUUGGAAGAUCCUUUUAAUACGAGAUCGACAGGUUGCAUCUUUGUAUCGGGAUAUAUAAUUCAGAUGCUAAAAUGCUGAGUACAUCUAUCAAUAAAAAUAUUAUUCUGUU